Messenger RNA from Colletotrichum gloeosporioides, 1977 nucleotides. RefSeq lists its product as uncharacterized. The record is from RefSeq and is a predicted model, not a curated record. The transcript has a single exon. Bases 1 to 1977 code for a protein of 658 amino acids. Lineage: Eukaryota; Fungi; Ascomycota; Sordariomycetes; Glomerellales; Glomerellaceae.
AUGAUUACUCUCCGGGCGAGCCUGGUCGCCCUCCUGGCAACCCACGCAACAGCAGCCGCCCAGAUUCCCCUCGGCUCUUCUCGCCACGCCAAAUACACCCUCGACGCAAUCAAGCCCCUUUUCAACCCCGAUACCGGCCUGACCAAGUGUUGCCCCGAAGGAACGCUCUUUGACGGGAAAAGCUGCAUCCUCGGCGUCCCCAAAUGCCCGCACGAGACGACAUUCAAGGACGGCCGCUGCAUCUCCACCGUCAAGCCAGCAUGCAGCGAGGGCUCCGAGCUGGAAGGCAACGUUUGCGUCACCAUAGCGAAGGCCUCCUGCCCUCCCCCGCUGCAGUUCAGAGACAAGGCCUGCAUCUACGAUGAGCCCCCCAAGUGUCCUUCCACCUUUUAUUUGGAGGGCCAGGUCUGCGUCUCUGACAAGAAGCCUUUCUGCGGCGACGGGGACCGGUUCAACGGCAAGGGCUGCGUCAACACCAUCGGUCCGUCCUGCCCCGAGGGUUCCAGCCACACCAAUGGUGCUUGCGUCAACAUCCUCCCCCCGAGUUGCUCUGGAAAGAGCCAGUACGACAAGACACUCAAGGCCUGCGUCCAUCACCAGUCCCCGGAAUGUCCUCCCGGUAGCACCCUUAAGGGAAGCAACUGUGUGGCUGACGGCCCCCAGUGCCCAGAGGACACCAACUUUGACGCAAAGACGCAGACAUGUGUCUUGAGGACUCCUCCGGAGUGCCCUCCCGGCUACAAGCUGGAGGGCGAGCGGUGCAUUGCUACAGAUGAGCCGUCCUGCACCCCCGGCACGGAGCUGGUUGUUGACCAAAAGGCCCGCACAGCCCGUUGCUGCGCAUCCGGAAUGAAGUUGGAGGGAGAAGUAUGCUACCGCAAGGUCCCCCACGACGGCGAGUGUCCGCCGAACACCACGCCGAUCGGAGACCGCUGCCAGUUCACCACGCCCCCGCCGCCCAUCUGCCCGCCUGGCACCAAGCUCACCCGCGACCAGUGCGAGCUGAUCGACCCUCCCGACUGUCCGCCCGGCUACACCCGGGAUGGAGUCAUCUGCUCGGCCGUAGAGAAGCCAGUCUGCCCCGGAGACUCCACCCUUACAAACGGCCAGUGCAUCGCCACGUCAAAGGUCCAAUGCCCCUCGGGAUCGAUCCUCCAAGGCCAGGUUUGUAUCGUCGGCCCGCCGUCUUGUUCUUCUGGUACUUGGAACGGUGCCCAUUGCGUCGUGGGCCGGCCUAGAUGCAUGGACGGCGGCUACUACGUCGAUGACGACUGCCUCAAGCCUGAAAUCCCGAGCUGCAUCGACAACACAAUAUUUGACGGCGGUCGCUGUAUCUCGAAGGAGUCUCCCCAGUGCUCUCAAGGGCAGUUGAGCAACGGUACCUGCGUCGGUUCCGCCAUACCAACAUGCCCACAAGGCUCGACCCUCGACGGCGGCUCAUGUUUGAAGGGCCCUCCCACCUGUCCUCCGGGCCAGAUCCUCCAGAAUAACGUCUGCAAUCACAUCGAGGACCCGGAGUGCGCUCCAGGCUACGACUUCAUCGGUGGCCAAUGCAAGAGCGUCGACGAGGAGACCUGCCCUCCAGGCUACGUCCACAAGAACGGCGACUGUAUCAACGAUGAAAAGCCCAAGUGCGCCGGGAACACACACUUCAACGGCACCGCCUGUGUCGGCGACGACCCCGGCUGUCCGCCCAGAGCCACAUUCGUCGGAGGAAAGUGCCGAUUGGCCGAGGAGCCGGCAUGUCCUCCUGGCUUCCAUUUCGAUUCAAAGCAUUGCGUGGCAAAAGAGAAGCCAGAUUGUGCACCUGGUACGGAAUGGGAUGAGGCCUCCGGCCAAUGCAUCGGAGAGGAGAAGCCCAAGUGCCCGCAGGGUCAGAAGUUCAACGGCGUGCAGUGUGCGCUGGAGACGGGAGACUGCAUGGAGUUCGAGUACUGUCCUCCAGGGAAUAACAUGUUGCUCAUGAGUACGAUUUGA